Centruroides sculpturatus (bark scorpion) is the source of this 4302-nucleotide messenger RNA. RefSeq lists its product as uncharacterized. Gene Ontology annotation, biological process: transmembrane transport. Lineage: Eukaryota; Metazoa; Arthropoda; Arachnida; Scorpiones; Buthidae. The record is from RefSeq and is a predicted model, not a curated record. Bases 1135 to 4302 code for a protein of 1055 amino acids. Gene Ontology annotation, cellular component: membrane. The transcript has 21 exons. Gene Ontology annotation, molecular function: transmembrane transporter activity.
GGAAAAAAUAUUAUUCUCCUAACCAACACAGCAUAAAUAUAAAUUUUCACUCUCCUCUGUUCCUUAGUGUAGAAAACGGAGUUAGAUAGAUGAAAGUCGAGACCAGAUAUGGAAAGAUUAGAGGCAGACGGUCUCUUUUAACUAUAUACAAAUUUUAAAUAGGAACUAUAUAUCACGUUAUUUCAAUUCAAAUAUUUUCCCCCGAAAGGAGUUAGAUAGAUGACCAGCAUCACUAUUGCUGACAAUCGUCCCAGAAAGUCCAACACCCUCACCCACUGCGCUUACCUUAUAAAGGUUUAUCAGUGGAACCCUCCCUAAAACAAACACAUCUAAAUAUCCUAUAAUUACUGUAGCCCCUAUACCUCACCUUAACAACUGGACAAUAAAUUAUAAAAUAAUUCCAAAACUAAAUUUAAUCGCAAUAAUCAAUAUAAAUACCUAAUAAUAAAACGCCUAAAAUCACUAGAUAAAAUCUCAAAAGAGUGUAGAAUUAAAAGAAUCUAAACUAUAAAACAACUAUAAAAUGUAUAAAAGAUAAAUCUCAAAACUUCGGCAAACGCCAUUCCAUCCUCAUUUUUAACAUAGAUUUUAAAACCAUAAAAACCCUAUCAUACAAUGCCUUAUUAUUUACUAAAUUAAUAUAAUUCCCAUUAUCAAUUAGUAAAUCAACUUGACUUCGCAAGUUCGCCAACAGCGGGCAGUCAAAAAGAAAAUGGUCCAGAGAGUCCUCUAACCCACAUUCACAACAGCUAUCCGUAACCAACCCGAAAGAAAAAAGCUUCUGACGGAAAUCCCCAUACCCAGUAAGUAUCUGGGACACAUAAAAAUCCGGAAUAACCCACGAGACCCUCAGUCGCUGCUGCACUGACGGGAAGAACUGAAACGUCACUCUCCCCCGAUAUUCAGCUACCCACCUAUCAUUCCAAAUAAUAUAAAGCUCAUUUUUAACCCUAUGUAGAACGUCUUUUCUAUUAUAUACAGCCUGAUCUGCCCUAAACCGGAAGGAGCCCACAUCAAAGGAUCUACCAAUUUUAAAAGAAAGUUAUUAAAAGUAAGCGAGAUUAAACAAGAAGAAAGGUAUAAUAUAAAACAUAUUAUACCCCCAAAGUUGCUUAUAAACUAUAAGUUCUAAUUAUGAAAAAUACAUCUAAGGAAAUAAAUAGUGAGAGCGACAAGGAAGAAGACAUAACAGAUAUCAUUGGACAUUGGGGUAAAUGGCAGUUGUUCUUGAUGAUGCUUAUAAUAUAUAUGAACAUUCCUAACGAAUGGUACAUGUUUGGAAUGGCUUUUAUGGCACCGAAAAUAAAUUAUUGGUGCACGACACCAUUAAACAGUUCUAAUACUACCACUGAAAAAUGGAAAAAUUUUACUAUUCCAUUGGAAGAAAUUGUCGAUAAAGAGAAACCUAAUCAGUGUGAUGUUUAUAGCAUUACAGAAGAAGGAGAAAAGAUUCGAGUACCCUGUCAUUCCUGGGAUUACGAUCAUUCAUUUUAUAAGUCGACCAUAAUUGAUAAAUGGAAUUUGGUAUGCAAAAAUGCAUAUUUACCGUCGUUAGUUCAAUCUCUCUUCUUUUUCGGAUAUUUAUUAUCUACUUUUAUCGGAGGACAAUUAUCAGAUAAAUUUGGCAGAAAACCCGUACUUUAUUUAAGCUCGGCGUGGACAUUUCUUUUCGGCAUGAUAUGUAUAUUUUCUGAAAAUUUCUGGUUGUUUGCAAUAUCUCGGUUUCUUCUCGGCCUAGGACAGGCAACUACCUGCUUAACCGUAUAUGUUCUUUUAACUGAAGUUGUUGGAAAGGAUUAUAGAGUAAUUGUGGGGUUUUUCAACAAAGUCGGUUGGGGAUUAGGACAAAUGAUUAUUCCUGGACUCGUCUGGCUUUUCAGAGACUGGUUUUAUAUAAACUUAAUUUAUACUUUGACUUAUUUAAUAUUUCUUCUUUUGUGGUGGAUUACACCCGAAUCUCCGAGAUGGCUUCUUUCUCAAGAUCGAGUCAACGAAGCGGAAAACGUGACUAUAAAUGCGUUAAAAAUAAACAAGAGAGAAAUCGAUCAUUUGAACGAGAGACUAAAAAUCAUUUCCGAGUUGAACGAAAAGGAAAACAAAAGAAACCAAAAUAACCAGGCGACCUUUUCGGAUAUAAUGAAAUCUCCCAAUUUACGAAGAAUGUCUUUUAUAUUGUACGUUGCUUGGAUUUCCACCGUAAUAACUUAUUACGGGUUAUCAUUCUCGGCCGACGAUAUUGGGUUGGACGUGCUCUUAUUUUUCUUUCUUUCUGCAUUAGUAGAAAUACCGGCGGGUUUUUCAUAUUACUACUUUCAGCGAUUUGUUGGUAGGAGAUAUACGCAAAUAGCUUGCUUGAUAGUAAGUGGAUCGGCUUGUCUGGUAGCUAUCGCCGUACCUAAAGAUUUCCAUAAAGUUCUCAUUAGUUUAGCUGUUGUGUCCAAAUUCAGUCUGUCCGUAUCCUUUAGCUCGUUAUAUCUUCUAUCGUCCGAGAUUUAUCCCACUGUAGUCCGCAACGUUGGUUUAGGAUCUUGCUCGACGGUAGGAAGAAUCGGAGCCAUAGCUGCUCCUUUCAUGAAAGAAGCGGCAUCUCAAAUAGACAGAUCUUUUCCUUUGGCAUUAUUUGGUACCAUGUCACUUAUCGGAGGUUUAUUAGUGUUUUUCUUACCGGAAACGAAAAACAUGGAGUUGGCGGAUACCAUAGAACAAGGAGAAACUAUUGGAAGUGAAAAUAAACAAGAAAAAUCAGAAGAUGUAACCGAUAUAAUUGGACAUUGGGGUAAAUGGCAAUCAAUAAUGAUGAUUUCUAUUAUAUACAUAAAUUUUCCUGCCGCAUGGUACAAUUUCGGAAUGACUUUCUUGGCACCGAAUAUUGAUUAUUGGUGUGCAAAACCACCGGAAUUUUCUAAUAUGUCGAUGGAUGAAUGGAAAAAUGAUAGCAUUCCCAUAGUAAUAAACAACAAUAAACAAUCUUACAGCAAGUGUGAAAUGUAUAGUUCCAUAGAGGAAGAAAAUAGAACUCGAAUACCGUGCAAAUCAUGGGAUUACGAUCAUUCAUUUUACAGAUCCACCAUACUCGAAAAAUGGAAUUUAGUAUGUGAUAAGUCUUGGUUACCAUCUUUAGCUCAAUCUCUUUAUUUUUUGGGAUUUUUAAUAAGUGUUCCUCUUGGAGGACAAUUAUCAGACAAAUUUGGAAGAAAACCCAUUCUUUAUUUAUGUAUGAUAUGGACAUCUAUCUUCGGCUUGAUAUCUACAUUUUCUCAAAAUUUCUGGUUAUUUGCAGCAUGUAGAUUUAUUCUUGCAAUUGGAAGAGGAUCUUCAUUUUUAAUCAUAUAUGUCCUUUUACUGGAAGUUGUUGGAAAAGAAUACAGAGUCGUCGUAGGAUUAUGUGAUAAAAUAGGAUGGGGAAUAGGACAAAUGAUGCUUCCGGGGCUGGCUUGGCUUUUGAGAGAUUGGUUUUAUCUGGAAUUGAUAACUGUAUUAACUUUUAUCGUUAUUCUUCCGUUGUGGUGGAUCACACCAGAAUCUCCAAGAUGGCUUCUUUCUCAAGAAAGAGUUGAAGAAGCUGAAGUAAUAAUUACGAAAGCAAUUAAAGUGAAUAAACGAAAUGUUGAAAAUUUGACUCAAAAAUUAAAGUCGAUAAGUGAAAGAAUUAUAAAAGAGAGCGAAGGAAAGGAUAACAAGCGCGUAACAUUUUUUGAUAUAAUGAAAUGUCCGAAUUUAAGAAGGUUUACUUUAAUACUGUUUAUAAUUUGGUUUUCGAUUAUGGUAGCUUAUUAUGGAUUAUCUUUCACAGCUGAUGAUAUUGGAGUAAAUAUUUUUUUGUUCUUCUUCCUCGCUGCUUUAGUAGAAAUACCUGCAGGAUUCGUUUGUUUUUUCCUUCAAAAAUUCAUUGGUAGAAGACAUAUACAAAUUAUUUUUAUGAUAAUAAGUGGGUUGGCGUGUCUCAUUGCUAUUGCUGUCCCCGAAAGCAUUUCCUCUGCUGUUAUUGCUUUGGCAAUAAUUUCGAAGUUUAGCCUCGCUUUAUCAGUGAUGAAUGUGUAUUUGUUAUCUUCGGAAAUCUACCCCACUGUCGUUCGUAACGUAGGAUUAGGAGCGUGUUCAAUGAUGGGAAGAUUAGGAAAUGUAAUUGCUCCCUUUAUGAAAGAAGGGGCAGACCGUAUACACAGAGCUUUUCCAUUAGGAUUAUUUGGUUCAAUAGCUCUUCUUGGAGCUGCUUUGGUAUUAUUUUUACCAGAAGUUAAAGAUUCAGAAUUAACAGAUACGUUGGCACAAGGAGAAGUUGUAGGAAGGUCUGUAACAUAA